Zootermopsis nevadensis is the source of this 1476-nucleotide messenger RNA. RefSeq names its product BTB/POZ domain-containing adapter for CUL3-mediated RhoA degradation protein 3. The record is from RefSeq and is a predicted model, not a curated record. Gene Ontology annotation, biological process: protein homooligomerization. Lineage: Eukaryota; Metazoa; Arthropoda; Insecta; Blattodea; Termopsidae. Gene Ontology annotation, molecular function: protein binding.
AAUUUGUGCUUAAAAUGUUGGCCAUUGUGGCAGUUCAAGAAACGAAUCAAGAUGGUGAUAAGGUUGGCAGUUUGUUUUGGAUGUGUUUGCAGUCAGUGAAUUUGAAAAGAAAUGAUUCAGUAAUUUCUUUAAAAUUUGAUUGUACGUUAGUCUAGUUGGAGAGUGAAGUUACUAAUUGGGGUUUUUCAAGAUUGUACGGGGCUUAUUAGGAUAGAAAUCUGGACUAUUUUUACUUCAAUUAAAAGUAGGCGUUCAACUGUUACACUUAGAUUAAAUAUAUAUCCUAAAAUUUUUAAACCAAACCUUUUGGAUUGCUCGACUAUGUCGGGUGAUCAUAAAACUGUAAUUAAGGGCAAUCCUUCCCAAUAUGUUAAACUCAAUAUUGGUGGGUCGUUGCAUUAUACCACCAUUGGAACCUUAACCAAACAUGACACAAUGCUUAGAGCUAUGUUUAGUGGCCGUAUGGAAGUAUUAACAGAUUCUGAGGGUUGGAUUCUUAUUGACAGGUGUGGGAAGCACUUUGGUACAAUAUUGAAUUUUCUACGAGACGGGUGUGUUCCUCUACCAGAAAGUUGUAAGCAAAUGGCAGAAUUGUUAGCAGAGGCAAAAUAUUAUUGCAUUUCCGAGCUGGCAGAAUCUUGUGAACAGGCACUUCUUAAAAAGGAACGUGAUGCAGAACCAAUUUGUAGGGUUCCGCUCAUUACGUCUCAGAAGGAGGAGCAGCUGUUGAUUAGCUCAACAAGCAAGCCUGUUGUGAAACUGCUUAUAAACAGACACAACAACAAAUAUUCUUACACUGGCACAUCUGAUGACAACUUACUGAAGAACAUUGAGCUGUUCGACAAGCUGUCCCUGCGGUUCAGUGGUCGAGUUCUUUUCAUCAAGGAUGUUAUUGGAUCAAGUGAAAUUUGUUGUUGGAGUUUCUAUGGUCAUGGCAAGAAGGUAGCCGAAGUCUGCUGCACUUCCAUCGUGUAUGCCACAGACAAGAAACAUACAAAGGUUGAAUUUCCAGAAGCUAGAAUUUAUGAAGAGACGCUCAACAUUCUUCUGUACGAGAACAGGACAGGCCCUGACCAAGAACUGAUGCAGGCAACAUCUUCCAGAGGAGCGGUUACAGGAAUGUCGUCGUACACAAGCGACGAAGAGGAGGAACGCUCAGGCUUAGCACGACUUCGGUCUAAUAAGCAGAACAACACGUAGACAUUCAAGCAAUAUUUGUUUUGAUGUGUAACAUUUUCCUUAUCUGGUCUGUGUCUCAAAUCUCCUAAACCUCAUCAUGUGUACUUUUUAAAUUUAUGUUGAAAUAUGUUUUUAUUUAUAUCUUAUUACGUGAGCAAAUGUGUUAGGGGUGUGUCUGUGUCACAUGUAUGAACAGACUGAUAUGUCACUUGAAGGGAUGUAAGUAGCUGCGUGUAAGGAAAAUUUACGACUAAUAAUUUACUGUAAAUUGUAUUAAUAAAAUCGUAAUAUGAUAUG